Alternaria arborescens is the source of this 216-nucleotide messenger RNA. RefSeq lists its product as hypothetical. The record is from RefSeq and is a predicted model, not a curated record. Bases 1 to 216 code for a protein of 71 amino acids. NCBI's taxonomy places the organism in Eukaryota, Fungi, Ascomycota, Dothideomycetes, Pleosporales, Pleosporaceae. The transcript has a single exon.
AUGAGUCUUAACAGUCAACUCAAAGCACAAGGAUGGGGCUACACAUUUGCCCUUAACGAUAACAAAGAUAUGGACCCUAUCGAGACUCUUGAGCGUCUUCGAGAGCUUAUCACCAGUGUCAACAAAUCUUCCGUGACACCUGAGAACACAUCGAGCCCAGAAAGUCAAACUCAACUUUCCAGCAAGACUGUCGAGAGCAUUGGCGUUGCUUAUUGA